AUGAACAUAAACAUUAAGGAGGACAAGAACAUUUUAAAGGUAAUGCAGUUUUUUUAUCAACAUGUGCAAUUGGUUUAUAUGUUGUACUAUGAGGAAUAAGUGGAGAUUUCUUUUCCAAAUAUUUUGUACUAUUUGGACUUUAUGAUUAUACUUACUUUUAUAUUACUUAAUUUAUUAUUGAUUUUUCAGUAUUUAUAGCUUAUUAUGAUUAAUAAAGAAAAGAAGAUUCUAAAGCCAUAAAAUCUCUUUUACCUCCCAAUUCUAAAGAUUAAUCAUUUGAUUUAUUUAAUAAUUCAUUUAAAUCCUUAUUAUGA
Molecule: messenger RNA, 314 nt
Organism: Paramecium pentaurelia
Lineage: Eukaryota; Ciliophora; Oligohymenophorea; Peniculida; Parameciidae
Source: the annotation of a GenBank genome assembly